AGGUAAGGGUUCUGAUCUUACAUGGAGGAUGACUGAAAAAUCCAAUGGUGUGAAGAGCUCCCCAGCCAAUAACCACAACCAUCAUGCAGCCCCUGCCAUUAAGGCCAAUGGCAAAGAUGAGCACAGGACCAGCAGCAGGCCACAGUCUGCAGCUGAUGAUGACACCUCCUCAGAACUGCAGAGACUGGCGGACAUGGAUGGCCCACAGCGAGGGAGGGGUGGCUUCCGCAGGAUUGCCCGCCUGGUGGGGGUCAUCAGAGAGUGGGCCAACAAGAAUUUUCGAGAAGAAGAACCUAGGCCUGACUCAUUCCUUGAGCGUUUCCGUGGGCCUGAGCUCCAGACCGUGACGACACAGCAGGGAGAUGCCAAAGGCGACAAGGAUGGAGAGGGCAAGGGCACCAAGAAGAAAUUUGAACUAUUUGUUUUGGACCCAGCCGGGGACUGGUAUUACCGCUGGCUGUUUGUCAUUGCCAUGCCUGUCCUCUACAACUGGUGCCUGCUGGUGGCCAGAGCCUGUUUCAGUGAUCUACAGAAAGGCUACUACCUGGUGUGGCUAGUGCUGGACUACUUCUCAGAUGUGGUCUAUAUCACAGACCUCUUCAUCCGACUGCGCACAGGUUUCCUGGAGCAGGGAUUGCUGGUCAAAGACCCCAAAAAACUACGGGACAACUAUAUCCAUACCUUGCAGUUCAAACUGGAUGUGGCUUCCAUCAUCCCCACAGACUUGAUCUAUUUUGCUGUGGGCAUCCACAGCCCUGAGCUGCGUUUCAACCGCCUGCUACACUUUGCCCGCAUGUUCGAGUUCUUUGACCGCACUGAGACACGCACCAGCUACCCCAACAUCUUCCGCAUCAGCAACCUAGUUCUCUAUAUCUUGGUCAUUAUCCACUGGAAUGCCUGCAUCUAUUAUGCCAUCUCCAAGUCCAUAGGCUUUGGGGUUGACACUUGGGUUUACCCCAACAUCACUGACCCUGAAUAUGGCUAUCUGGCUAGGGAAUAUGUCUACUGCCUUUACUGGUCCACAUUGACCCUCACCACCAUUGGGGAGACACCACCCCCUGUAAAGGAUGAAGAGUACCUAUUUGUCAUCUUUGACUUCCUGAUUGGUGUCCUCAUCUUUGCCACCAUUGUAGGAAAUGUGGGUUCCAUGAUCUCUAACAUGAAUGCCACCAGGGCAGAGUUUCAAGCCAAGAUUGAUGCUGUCAAACACUACAUGCAGUUCCGCAAGGUCAGCAAAGAGAUGGAAGCCAAGGUCAUUAAGUGGUUUGACUACUUGUGGACUAAUAAGAAGACUGUGGAUGAGCGGGAAGUUCUCAAGAAUCUGCCAGCCAAGCUUAGGGCUGAGAUAGCCAUCAAUGUCCACCUGUCCACACUGAAGAAAGUGCGCAUCUUCCACGACUGUGAGGCUGGCCUGCUGGUGGAGCUUGUAUUAAAGCUUCGUCCUCAGGUGUUUAGCCCUGGGGAUUAUAUUUGCCGCAAAGGGGACAUUGGCAAGGAGAUGUACAUAAUUAAGGAGGGCAAGUUGGCAGUGGUGGCUGAUGAUGGUGUGACUCAAUAUGCCCUGCUCUCAGCUGGCAGCUGCUUUGGAGAGAUCAGUAUCCUUAACAUUAAGGGCAGCAAAAUGGGCAAUCGACGCACGGCCAAUAUCCGUAGCCUGGGCUACUCAGACCUCUUCUGCUUGUCCAAGGAUGAUCUUAUGGAAGCUGUGACUGAGUACCCAGAUGCCAAGAAGGUCUUGGAAGAGAGGGGUCGGGAGAUCCUAAUGAAGGAGGGGCUGCUGGAUGAGAAUGAGGUGGCAACCAGCAUGGAAGUGGAUGUGCAGGAAAAGCUGGAGCAGCUGGAGACCAACAUGGAAACCUUGUACACUCGCUUUGGCCGCCUGCUGGCUGAGUACACGGGAGCCCAGCAGAAGCUCAAGCAGCGUAUCACAGUCCUGGAGACCAAGAUGAAGCAGAACAAUGAGGAUGACUACCUGUCAGAUGGGAUGAACAGCCCUGAGCCAGAAGCUGAGGAGAAGCCAUGAGAGCUGGGGCCCAACUGCCUCCCCAGUCUUGGCCUUUACUCUCAGAACUAGAAGAGUCAUGUAGAUUUCCAUUUUUCUGUGCAUUACACUCAUGGCCCCUGAAUUCUCCUGAACACUCUUAGAUCACAAGUUUUUGGCCUAAACAUCCAGGAGUUCCUCUCCAAGUCUAGCUAAAAGCCAAGCACAUGGGUAGUGCAGACUGUGUUGGCUGGCUUCAGCCUGUCCAAGUCUGAGGAAGGAAGAGGGGAUCUGCUG
Messenger RNA from Otolemur garnettii (small-eared galago), 2278 nucleotides. RefSeq names its product cyclic nucleotide gated channel alpha 2 (gene CNGA2). Gene Ontology annotation, biological process: monoatomic cation transmembrane transport. The coding region runs from base 29 to 2023 and encodes 664 amino acids. Lineage: Eukaryota; Metazoa; Chordata; Mammalia; Primates; Galagidae. The record is from RefSeq and is a predicted model, not a curated record. Gene Ontology annotation, cellular component: intracellular cyclic nucleotide activated cation channel complex; plasma membrane. Gene Ontology annotation, molecular function: protein-containing complex binding; intracellularly cGMP-activated cation channel activity; intracellularly cAMP-activated cation channel activity. The transcript is spliced from 6 exons.